This is a messenger RNA of Brienomyrus brachyistius, 522 nucleotides long. Its product is annotated as keratin-associated protein 4-4-like. The coding region runs from base 1 to 522 and encodes 173 amino acids. NCBI's taxonomy places the organism in Eukaryota, Metazoa, Chordata, Actinopteri, Osteoglossiformes, Mormyridae. The transcript has 2 exons. The record is from RefSeq and is a predicted model, not a curated record.
AUGUGCCAGCAGCUCACUGCUUUUAGCUCCUCAGUGCUAGUGCUGCUGGCUAAUAUGGUGGCGGCUAACAUGGUGGCGCUAACGUGCUGCCGGCUAACGUGCUGGUGGCUAACGUGCUGCUGGCUAACAUGGUGGCGGCUAACAUGGUGGCGGCUAACAUGGUGGCGGCUAAUAUGCUGCCGGCUAACAUGCUGCCGGCUAACAUUCUGGCGGCUAACAUGCUGCUGGAUAACAUGCUGCCGGCUAACAUGCUGCCGGCUAACAUGCUGCCGGCUAACAUGCUGCCGGCUAACAUUCUGGCGGCUAACAUGCUGCCGGCUAACAUUCUGGCGGCUAACAUGCUGCCGGCUAACAUGCUGCCGGCUAACAUUCUGGCGGCUAACAUGCUGCUGGAUAACAUGCUGCCGGAUAACAUGCUGCCGGCUAACAUUCUGGCGGCUAACAUGCUGCCGGCUAACAUGCUGCCGGAUAACAUGCUGCCGGCUAACAUUCUGGGUUGCUAUGUUCACGUCUGAGCCCUAG